GCCUAGACGAAAUACUGGCGUCGUACAACACAAGUCAGGCUCUUUCCCUUGCUAGAAGCUUUGUUCUCGGUGUUCAUAAUAGAAAUGUGUUAAAUCUACGGGUAAGGAUUUGCUAUCCGACUAUACGUGAAUUAUGUUAUGUAUGCUUGAUCGUAGUUUAAGACUCAAAACUUUCUGCUCUUCACUUCUUUUUAUCGUACGUAGGUAGUUUACAUACGGUAGGUGGCUAUCUGGUAUGAUCUAAUGCGCACCUCGACACAAUGGAAAUAAGUCCAAGCAUAUCGCAAGAUGGCGAGAGAGGCCGAAAAACAACAAGAGAUGGGUCAAAAAGUGUAGAGCGACCAAUCCACACUCCGUCGAGGAACAUCAUGAGUAUUGCAUUCCGAAAUCUCAGUGUCCAUGCAUUCGGCCAACAGACGGGAUACCAACGCACCGUUUCGAAUUUUAUCGGUGCAUCCGCAGUAAUGAUGGCAAACUGUCUCAGAAGGGGGCCGAAACUGAGAAUUGAUAUCCUCCAUGAACUUGACGGGAUCGUCGCAAGCGGCGAGAUGCUCCUAGUACUUGGGAAUCCUGGGUCCGGGUGCACGACAACUUUGAAGUCUUUGGCGGGCCAGACAUAUGACAUCUCCAUAGACAAGAACGCAAUCCUAAAUUACCAAGGCCUAUCCUCGAAGCGAAUGUUCACCGAAUUUCGAGGGAAAGGGACAUAUCAGGCCGAAUUCGAUAUACACUUCCCUUCCUUAACUAUGAGGGAGACCCUUGAACUUGCUUACAAAGCAAGAUGGCCUCCUAAGUAUUGGGAUGUCUGCCAGGCUACUGUCGAGUCUGAUGUUCGUGCUUUAGGUCUUUCUAAAGCGCUUGACACUAAAAUGGGAAAUGCUUACGUCCCUGGGGUUAGCGGUGGAGAACGUAAAAGAACAAGUAUCGCGGAAAUUCUUCUCGGCGAUAGCGUCUUUCAAUGCUGGGAUAAUAGUACUCGAGGCUUAGAUAGUGUCAAUGCUCUUGACUUUAUCAAAGCCUUGCGGCGACGUACUACAGAAAACCGCUCUGUCGCCAUUGUGACCUUGUAUCAAGCUGGCGAAGAGAUCUACGAUCUAUUCGACAAAGUGACGGUGUUGUACGAGGGGCGACAAAUCUACUUUGGGUCGACUCGAGACGCCAAGAAAUAUUUUACGGACCUUGGAUACGUCGUUCCUCCUAGGUCUACAACUCCUGAGUUCCUUACGUCUGUGACCAGACCAGUUCGCCUGCGCCCGGCAACGAAGGACGACAUUGGAUGGCUUCCGAGGGGCGCUGCAGAUUUCGCGCAGAGGUGGAAAACCUCCCCUGAAUACGCAGCAUUGACUAGAGAGAUCGAUACGUACGAUAGAGAAUACCCUCUCGGGAACGAGACUGAUCUCCGACAAAUGCGUAGGGAGUUGAAAGGGUUUGAAAAGAAACGAUCUCCCUACGCUCUACCCAUUCCGAAGCAGAUUGGAUUAUGUGUUGAUCGAGGGUUCCUUCGCCUACGUCAUAACCUAGUAGCACCAAUAUCAACCAUCAUAGGGAAUUUCGUGGUUUCUCUCAUACUCGGUAGUAUGUUCUAUGACCAAGAUGAAACAUCUAAUAGCUUUUUUGGUCGUGGAGUAUUACUGUUUUUCACCAGUCUAGUUAACACCACAUUGGCUGCCUUUGAGUCCGUCGCGCUAUGGGAUGACCGCCCAAUUAUCGAGAAGCAUGUCCAGUACGGAUUUUAUCAUGCCUUUACCGAAGCCGUAGCCUCAUUCGUCUGUGACUUGCCCAACAAGCUUAUUCUCACAUUUGUUUUCAACUUUCCGCUCUACUUUCUAAGUAAUCUUCAUCGCACUCCCGGAGCGUUCUUUACGUAUUAUUUAUUUGGUCUAAUGAGUCUUCUCAAUGGGUCAGUGAUAUAUAGGUCUAUGGGGGCCAUGUCUCGGACAUUAGCGGGGUCUCAGCCGCCUGGUGCUGUGCUGGUAGCUCUCUUGACGAUAUAUAGUGGGUUUGUGGUCCCAUUUCGGGAAAUGCGCCCAUGGCUUCAGUGGUUUUCGUAUAUCAACCCAGUGUACUAUGCUUUCGAAGCUAUGGUUAUCAAUGAGUUUUCCGGACGUCGUUUCGAAUGUGCGAGUGGGAGUAUCAUCCCCCAGCAGUACGGAGAUGGGUUACCGUUUAUUUGUAAUGCCGUUGGCGCUCGGCCGAACGAAACAUUCGUAACCGGUGAUAACUACAUUGACGCACAGUUCGGAUUCAAGAGACAUUAUCUCUGGAGAAACCUCGGUAUUUCUUUCGCUAUAUUUGCCGUUUGCUCAACUGUCUACCUCCUCGCCUCCGAGUUCAUCACUAUGGUUCCACCAAGAUCAGAUGUCUUACUAUUCCAGCAGGGUCAUGUCCCAUCUAACCUUCCGCUUGAAGAUGAAGAAACAGGUCCAAUUCUUCGAAAAAGCACCGAAAAGAUGAAGAACGAAGACAGGCAAAGUAAUUAUGAUGUUCUCGGUACCAGCAACGGAGCCCAUCUUUUUUGGAGAGGUCUCACCUACAGAGUCAAGAUGGGUAAAGAGUACAAGGUCAUUUUAAACAACAUAGAUGGCUGGGUUAAACCGGGAACUCUCACAGCCCUUAUGGGAUCGUCCGGAGCCGGAAAGACUACCCUCCUUAAUGUUCUCGCUGAGAGAGUUAGCAUCGGGGUAGUCACCGGUGACAAAGUGGUGGAUACACGCUAUCGGGAUAUUGCGUUCGCCCGAAAGAUCGGAUACGCCCAACAGGAAGAUAUACAUCUUGAUACAGCAUCUGUUAAAGAAGCGCUCACAUUUAGUGCUUUACUUCGACAGCCCGAGCAUUACUCAAAGGACGAACGACUAGCUUAUGUCGACCAUGUCAUUGAGGUGCUCGAGAUGCAAACAUUCCAACAUGCAGUGGUCGGUAGAUUGAAUGUCGAGCAGAAGAAGCGUGUAACAAUCGGGACAGAGUUGGCCGCUAGACCAGAGCUCCUCCUAUUUCUCGAUGAACCAACAAGCGGUCUCGACAGCGACUCGUCCUGGUCCUUCUGCACGCUGCUAAGACGAUUGACUGAUAAUGGACAGGCAAUCCUAUGUACUAUACAUCAGCCAUCAGCUCCCAUACUCACGCUGUUUGACAGACUCCUAUUCCUUAAGGAAGGGCGCUCGGUGUAUUUCGGUAAUUUUGGGCCCGAAUUCCGGACCUUGAUUCAGUACUUCGAGAGCCAUGGGGCACGAAAAUGCAUGCCUCAUGAGAACCCUGCUGAGUGGAUGAUGGAAGUAACCAACAUGGACGACACCGGACAUUCACUAAAGUGGGACGAGAUAUGGAACAGUUCCUCAGAAUGUGCCGUCAUAAGAAGUGAGUGCGAUCGAAUGAAACAAAAGCUAUCUGAGGUCCCAAGAACAGAAGUUCCCAACGAGGGCCAUGUUACUGAAUUCGCGACCCCCUUCUGGUAUCAACUCAAUCUUGUGACCAAGAGGGCUUUCCAGCACGAUUGGAGAUCGCCGACCUAUCUUUACUCUAAGACUCUCACCACAUUUGGCUGCGCAUUUAUCAAUGGAGUAAGCUUCUGGGCGUCCGGGAUAUCGGGAACCACAUCCCAAGAUAUUCAAAACCAGAUCUUCUCCCUUUUCCUCCUUUCUACGAUUUUCGGGACACAUGUACAGCUAAUAAUGGAACGAUUCUACCACAGCCGAACCCUCUAUGAGAACCGGGAACGUCAAUCUCGGACGUACUCGUGGAUCGUAUUUCUUAUCUCGAAUGUGGUAGUUGAGCUCGCAUCGCAAACUGUGAUCAGUGUCAUUGCGUAUGCGUCGUGGUAUUACCCCCUGGGUCUCUGGAGAAACGCGAUACACCAAAAUCAGCUCAAUAGCCGCAGUGGGCUCAUAUUCCUAUUAAUUUGGUCUAUGUUUACUCUGUUCCAAACUCUAUCCCAGAUGCUUAUGACUGUUAUGCCUGAUAUUCCAACGGGUAUCAACAACGGAAACCUCCUAUUUAUGUUAUCUCUUAUAUUCUCCGGUGUUCUCGUGGCACCUAAUGCCCUGCCAGGAUUCUGGAUUUUCAUGUACCGGGUGACUCCACUUUCAUACUACAUGUCCGCCAUCAUGGGAACUGGGCUCUCAGGCGCUCAUGUCACAUGCACCAACGCAUCAGUGGUGAGGCUGGACCCUCCCCCUGGCCAGUCCUGUAACGAAUACCUCAAUUCCAGCGGGGUUCUAGUCCAAAAUCCGAAUGACUACGCGGGUUGCCAAAUCUGCUCGUAUACCGACGCUGAUCAGUUACUGGACAAUUAUGGUAUACACUUUGAGGAUCGUUGGUGGGAGUGGGGUGUCACAAUUGCUUACAACGUAAUUAACAUAGCACUCGCAGUAUUGCUCUACUGGUCUGUAAGGGUACCAAAAGGGGCAAAAAAGCAUAAUUGAUUGAACGGCGAAGUGGUAUCAAUUCCUUUGGAGUUUGGGGACAUCUGAUUUUAGAAAAUUCAUAAAUCCCAUCUUCUAAUUAGCUAUCAAUUCUUCAGAAAUAACCAUUAUUCUAGCA
Messenger RNA from Hypoxylon trugodes, 4536 nucleotides. Its product is annotated as ABC transporter. Gene Ontology annotation, cellular component: membrane. Gene Ontology annotation, molecular function: ATP hydrolysis activity; ABC-type transporter activity; ATP binding. Gene Ontology annotation, biological process: transmembrane transport. The coding region runs from base 261 to 4418 and encodes 1385 amino acids. The transcript has 12 exons. The record is from RefSeq and is a predicted model, not a curated record. NCBI's taxonomy places the organism in Eukaryota, Fungi, Ascomycota, Sordariomycetes, Xylariales, Hypoxylaceae.